GGCAGGGGGACGCCGAGAGGAAGAGUGAGAGCUCGGUUACCGCCAGCGUUCUGUCAGCUGGGCUCGGGCCGCGGCGCGUCCCGUCAGAAGCGAUGAGCCUCGUGGCCUUCCUCCCCCGGGCUCUCCGCGGGGAUGGUCUCGCCCACGCUUCCCUUCCCGUGCGCUGGUUGGGCGGCGGCCGCGCGCUGCCCGGAAGUGCUGGUGCUGCCGCCGUUGGUGCCGUUGAUCCCUCUCCGUGUCCGUGUCCGUGUCCGUGUCCGUGUCGCCGCCGGAGCUCCGCCGACGCCCGAGCCAACAGCCAACAUGUCUAGCAAAAGGGCAAAGACGAAGACGACCAAGAAGCGCCCUCAGCGCGCCACUUCCAAUGUAUUUGCGAUGUUUGAUCAGUCGCAGAUACAGGAAUUCAAGGAGGCCUUCAACAUGAUUGAUCAGAACAGGGAUGGCUUCAUUGACAAGGAGGACCUGCAUGACAUGCUUGCCUCCCUUGGAAAGAAUCCCACGGAUGAAUACCUGGAUGCCAUGAUGAACGAGGCCCCAGGACCCAUAAAUUUCACAAUGUUCCUCACAAUGUUUGGUGAGAAGUUAAAUGGCACUGAUCCAGAAGAUGUAAUUAGGAAUGCUUUUGCUUGCUUUGACGAGGAAGCAACAGGGUUUAUUCAAGAGGACUACCUGCGAGAACUGCUGACGACAAUGGGAGACAGGUUCACAGACGAGGAGGUAGAUGAGCUCUACAGAGAGGCACCGAUCGACAAGAAGGGGAAUUUCAACUACAUUGAGUUCACACGCAUCCUUAAACACGGAGCAAAAGACAAGGAUGACUGAGCAAAUCCCUGGAUGCCUGCAGAUUAUUUCUACUUCACACUUACGUUUAUUUUUGAGGGUUUUUGAGGGUAGAAGUUGUUGCAUGCAUUUAGCUUUACAGCUUUUGCCUUUCUUUAUGUAUUUAUCUAUUCCAGGCCAUUUAGGCACAUCUGCACCUGUGUAAUCAGACUGGAAGUGGGGAACAUAUUGAGGAAAAGCAUAUGGGGACAAAGAUCAGUGGACUUUAAAGUCCAUGAAAAUAAUCUCAAUGUUUCUGGUUUAGCUGGAUUUUUACACUUUUUGUAACAAAUGCCAUUUUGAAAUAAAGUUUGCUAUAUAGA
Molecule: messenger RNA, 1142 nt
Organism: Cygnus olor (mute swan)
Lineage: Eukaryota; Metazoa; Chordata; Aves; Anseriformes; Anatidae
Product: myosin regulatory light chain 2, smooth muscle minor isoform-like
Exons: 4
Coding region: 133-822 (229 amino acids)
Cellular component (GO): cytoplasm
Molecular function (GO): calcium ion binding
Source: RefSeq, a predicted model, not a curated record